Juglans microcarpa x Juglans regia is the source of this 1830-nucleotide messenger RNA. RefSeq lists its product as uncharacterized. The record is from RefSeq and is a predicted model, not a curated record. Bases 254 to 1567 code for a protein of 437 amino acids. The transcript is spliced from 9 exons. Gene Ontology annotation, molecular function: zinc ion binding. NCBI's taxonomy places the organism in Eukaryota, Viridiplantae, Streptophyta, Magnoliopsida, Fagales, Juglandaceae.
UGGCCGCUUGAUUUGAAAAGCACACCAUGUUCAAAAGGCGCAAAGCGUAACCGCCCAAAACCCCCCCUCUUCCCCAAUUCCACACGCAAAAAAGAGCACAAGACGAAGAGAUUUAUCCGAGAGCCACGCAUAGUUCCAGUCUUCCAGACACUUCAAUUACUUCCGACAAGGUGAAUGAUUGGCGAAAUAGUGGUUUAAUCUCAAAACACUAAAAAGAGAGAUAAAAGAGCAUUGCGUGACUGCCAGUGUGGAAAUGUUAUUGCAGAGCUCUGUCCCAAGUUCAAUUGAAGCAGCUUUAUCUUUUAACACUAAUCAUGGAAAACGAGACUUAACAUUUGAGUGGGUGAAUGCUGAAACUAGGCAAUGUUGUAUAAAUAGUAAUAAUUUCUCUCAGGGUGGUUCGGAGCUGUUGACUGUGAACACAGUGCCUGGGUCAAAUUUCAUUUGCAAGCAAAGGAAGCUCCUGAAAAGUUCUGUGGUAAUUUUUCCUCUCAAGGCGGAAGUUGAUAAAAUACCUGUAUUUGAAGAUAAGAAUGGUCCUUCAGGCACUCAAGCUGAGGAUGCAAUUGGUGAUGGAACUGGAACUCCUACUGUCUCAGCAGAGAAUUUGGCUGGAGAGUUUCAUGCUGCCAAUGCUUCAGUUCUCCAUUUUGAAAAUUUUUGCAAGCAUCCUUCUUCAGAAAUUAAAUUCACUAACAAACCAGAUGUGAAUCUUGAUUCCAAGUCUGUUAGCUUUGAUUGCCUUAAUGAUUAUAAUCAGGGUUCGGCAGUUACAAAUGAAGAGUCCUUUCUCAAUGAUCUAUGCAUCUCUACACUAAGGAGUCAUGGAUUGCUGGAAAGUGUUUGCCCUAAAAGCAGUUGUGCUUCCACAGAAAUUCUUGGAAUUGGUGGUGAUAGUGGCUAUACUCAGUCUUGCAAGCAGUGUGGUCGUUCAGAUAAUGUAUUGAAUAUGUUAAUUUGUGAUCGUUGUGAAGAAGCAUUCCAUAUAUGUUGCUGCAAACCUGGGAUGAAGAUGUUGCCAAUUGAUGAGUGGUUUUGCUAUUCUUGUUCAAAAGCAAACUGCAAUGAGGGUGCAUCGAGAUUUCGAUUGGGUCCUAUAGCAUUCAUGUUGAAAUACCCAGAGUCUCAUAGAUCUAAAGUUCGAAUUGGCGAAGCUUUUCAGGCAAAAGUUCCUAACUGGUCGGAUGAAACCAAUGAUUUCAAUUGCAUUGGCGAACCUUCUGAAAUGGAUCCAUCAGAAACUAUUGACACUGAUGUGAGCCUUUUUGUCAAGUUUCCCGAGCCGAAAUCUAUGAGUAAUUGGCUUCAAUGUCGUGAAGUCCUAUAUGAUGACUCACGGGAAUGUGCUAAAGGGACUAUAUGCGGAAAGUGGCGCAGGGCUCCACUUUCUGAAGUCCAAACUACUGACUGGGAUUGUUCGUGUGCUAUUCGUUGGGAUCCAAGCCAUUCCGACUGUGCUGUUCCACAGGAGGUAGAAACAGAACAGGUUCUACUGCAUUUGAAGUAUAUUGAGAAGCUGAGAUCUUGCCUAGCUGCUAAAAAGAGAAAACUAGAGUCAUGCCAUUAGAAACUGCUGGGAACUGAAAAUUGUUCUGCAGUGUUUGUAUACAUGUAAACAUACGGAAAGAACAGUACAUCUCCAAGCUGUGCAAGUGCCAAAGUAGAAAUGAACUCUAAAUUCAUUUUUUGCUCUUAUUAUUAUUUCCUUUUUGGAGUAACUAAUUUCUUGCCCAAAUCUGGUUUUGAUCUUUAUCUAUUCCACGCUUUGCUGUUUAUCAUCUUGUUGUAUUUUAUAAAUGCUCAGCAGAAUGAGAAAUAUUCUUGGUGUUA